UGUAACGAGGCUGCGUUCUGGAAGUCUUUCCCCACGUGCAGGAUCGUUUCGUAAAUGCAUGCAGUUUGUUUUGAUUUUAUACUCGAAAUAGUUCAUUUCAUUCAUCAUGUUGGUGCUGUUUGAAACGCCUGCAGGCUAUGCAAUCUUUAAGGUGAGUAAACACUAUUUUUACUUGGCAUGAUAAUGCUGUUUUCUCGUAUUACGUCGAUUGCCUUGUAAAAUGUCUGAUCUGAAUCGAAGUCUUCAUAUUUCAUAUUUCUUAGCUUCUAGAUGAGAAGAAGUUACAGAAAAUUGAUAAUUUGUAUAAGGAUUUUGAGACACCAGACGCUGCCAGUAAAGUGUAAGUUUAUUUGGUGCAUCUUUCGGACAGCUAAGUCGUAAAAUAGCCAUGUAAGUUACAUGUAGAAUCAAUCAGGUUUAUAAAUACGUAGUUUUAAUUGUAAUCUAUUACGUUCACCUGUUUUAAAACUAUUUUAAGCUAAUCUCUUCUAUUCUUCAUUUAAUUUUUAUUUGCAGAGUGAAACUGAAACACUUUGAGAAAUUCAAUGAUACGACUGAAGCCUUGGCAGGUAGGUUUCACCAUGAACUCAAGUUAAACAUUGACAGCUCGAGUCAUAGGUCAUGUGCAUGUUGUAUUCUUCUCUCUCUUAGUUUCCAUAACUGCAUAUGGCUGGGAUAGUCGAAUAACACAAGUAUAAGCGCAAGCACAAAAAAAAUGGAAUGUGCUUCUCCUUGUGUCAUCGCGAUGUACGCGCAAACUGGGCUGACAUAAGCAUAAGCCGCAUGCAAGGAAAAGCACAACUUAUACAUCUAUGUUUCCAUUGCACCUGACUUUGUCAAUAGCCUACAUGGCAGGCACAAAUAAGGGGAGGGGGAGGGGGGGAGAAAAGGGGAAAAGGAACAGAGGUUUCUUUUGCUCUCUCUCUAAUCUCCCUCAUUUUUUCCCUCCCUCCCAACCCCAUACCCCUUUUGACGCCUGCUCAUGUGGAUAACCAUAGACACCUCUAUUGUGGAGAGUUCAAUUAUUCAACUGCGUUUUCUCAAGUAAUCCUGUCCAACGGCAUGAGAUUGCUUAUCUGAUGAGCUCAUCAGAUGAGUCAUCUAGGAUUAUGCUCUUGAAUGUGACUUAGGAUGAUUAUAAUAUUGUGUGGAAUUGCACCACUGCAUAACCUCUGAAGCCCUGCAAUCUUAAAAUACUGCCAUGUGUAUACUAAGUACUGAUUGUGAAAGGGUUGUGAAGGUUUCAACCCAGGAGUCCUGGCUGUUAAUAAAAGGUCCUUUCACGCAUUCAGUCAAAUCAGGAAAUAAGUCAGAGUCUGUAACAUUGAGGCAGCUGUUGUCUUGAACAUGCAUAUGAUGCUCAGUUGGUAAAAUUUAUUAUUCUCCACACCAUGUAAAAAAAUAACAUAAACAAUCACUUCUACUGUCCCAAAUAGUACUAUUUUGGGUUCCAGAGAAAUGAGUUCAAAACCUUUCUCUUUGAAUGCAUAUAUUUGUAAUAAUUAUUAGUAUACUCCAACAGAAAUCUUGCAAAAAAGCCUUUUUAUAUUCAACAUUAUUUGUAAACUUCCAUAAUACUGAUUAGUUUAAUUUUCCACCUGAUAUUAUUUUGUAUCCGUCGCCGCAAUUUUUAUGCCAUCUUUGAAAAAUUGUAAUUGAGGAGGCCUAAUUAACAUAAGCUCUAGUUUCCUUUAGGCCUCCUCGCCAUUUCUUCCUACCUUUUUUUUUGGCAUUUCUUUGUAAUUAUUGUAAUCGUGUGGCAAAUAAAUACAAUACAGUACAAUACAAUACAAUGAUGUCUGUAUUACUCUCACCUUACCCUCAGCUGCCACAGCUACAGUGGAAGGAAAAAUGAGUAAAAGCCUGAAGAAGGUGUUGAAGAAAAUUGUCGCUAAGGAUAUUCACCAAGAAUUGGCUGUCGCUGAUGCAAAAUUGGGGGGUGUGAUCAAGGUGAGUCAAUCAACAUAGAUGAAAGUGCAAAACUAAUUUUACAAAAUAACACAAUAUGUUAGUCUGCUAUAACCACCAAUGCUGGGGUGUUUGUUGGUGUCGUGGAAAGUGUUCUUGGUUCGCCUUUGUGUUGUGGUGUGGGUAUAUUGUUCAGUGUCGUUUCAGUUGUUUGUAUUGUGUUAUUUAGUGAUGGCAGCUGUCUGCAACACCAAAAACUACUCAAAACUAUGAAUGAGUACUGGCCUUUCCCUUAGCUAUUUUAGAGAGGGAACAUGCCCUCCCGGGAGGGGUACUGCCUUAUAUGGGCUAUAUAGGUAUGUGCAGCUGUGAGGGGUAUGGUUUUCAAGCAGUUUACUCUAGGAUAGGGUAAAUAAAUCAGAGCGUUUGGGUCUAGAAUAGGGUAUCAUUUUUUAGGAAACUGAUCAGUUAGUUGAAGAUUUUAUCUAGACUAGGGAUUGUGGUACAAGGUUUUGUUUUGGCUAGACUGUGCUAGUGACUUUAAUAGUUUCUGGAAAACAGCCACUUUAGGAUAGGGGGGAUCUGGGGAGUUUACUUUAGUAUAGGGUAGCAAAAUUCAGCUGACCUAGCUCUGGUAUAGGUUAAGGGUUCCAGCAGGGUCGCAGCGGCACAUCCCCCCCCGGCAUGCCCUUUGUUACAUCCCUCAGGGACCUAAACUAAUCGCAACAAAAUCUGGGCUACCAAAAAACCAAUAAUUUUAAUUCCUUUUAGGUCAGCUACAAGUGUUUUUAAAAGUUUCUAUGAUGAACAUUAACACUGCCCAAACAGUAUGUAUACGUCAAUGUAACCCUUAUAUGUUUUCUUGAUUUAUCAGGAGAAGCUCAGCUUGAACUGUGUAUCAAGUUCAGCGGUACAGGAACUCAUGCGAGGUAUCAGACUCCAGCUGAACAGUCUUAUCACAGGUAAUCAAGGAAAAUACCAACUAUGUAUUAGUCUUCGUCCUUCAAAUGAGUUAACCCAUUUGCUCCUGAACCAUCAAUAGCUGGCAGUUUGGAUCCAUGAUCACUGUACCAUUUGUGAUGUCAUCACCUUUAAUGGUCAAGGACACCUUUGUCAUCUUACCUGUACUUGUGCAGGGGGGAUAGAUCUUUCAAAAAAUGCCAGAAUGAGCACAUUUCAGUCAAAGAGGCUAGAGAAGAUGGCAAAAAGUACAUGCAUGUAAAAAUUGACCCCAAAAUUCCGAUGAACCAACCAUUAGUAUUAUUUAUUCUGUUUUAAUUGGUUUUUAAUUUUCUGAUUACCUGUGACAGAGAUAAAACUGGUUACAUAUUUCUCUUUCAUUCUUUUGUAUUUGUAGGUCUCCCUGAUAAGGAAAUGAGUGCAAUGGCAUUAGGCCUGGCACACAGGUAUGCACCCAAAUCAUACACAGAGAAUAACGCCAAUUCUUGAAAUGUUAUGUAAGGAAGCUACUGGUAUUAUUUUGAAAACUGUUUAUUUUACAUCCUAAAGCCUAAAAUUCACGUAUAAGAAAAAAUCCUUUGAGUUUUACAGUUGACUCUCUCUCAAUGGACAGGUCGCCUCCUCAUACACCUAAAAAAAAACCGACUGCUAGAGUUGGUCCCUGCCUUUCUUUACUCCCUUUAUUUGACUCUAGAAGACGGACAUAACUGUUAGACGGACACUUCGUGCUACAACCAGUUGCAAAAGCACUUGAGACACUGUACCAUAUUUUGGCAUAAAUGACCUGUCCAUGAUCGAUCUUGUGCUUGUGAUCCCCCCUCCACCCCUUAUCAAAGUUGCUAGCAAUACAAGAUCAUGCUCAAAUCUUGGAGCAACAACUUUGAAUGGGAGGGAGGAGGGAGGUCAGUAUUAUAUCUCACAGACCUGUGCCCAGGAGCGAUUUGAAGCAAGAAAGGUUGGUUUUCAGGGAGUGUCUCAACAUUUUUGCAACUAAUUGUAGCCCCAAAGGUAUCCAUCUAAGAGAGAGUUGACUGUAUAAUUAUUAUUGUCAACUUUUUCUUCACUUCUCAACCCUUUAAGCCCCAACAGAUUCAACAUACAUCUUCUCCACACUGUUCUUCAUACAUUCUUUAUGGUAGUGCUGGAGAGAAUUUGUUCUAACAUCACAUUAAUUCAUCUUUAAUUUGGUGAUCAUUUCAUUAAUUCUCAUCUGACCUGUCCUGGUUUGAUCAGGCAGUGUUAUUGUUGGGAGAAAUUAGAUGCUGGUCACUGUUGGGGCUUAAAGGGUUAAAGAGACCAAAAAAAACAUUCGCAAAAAGUACUUUGGAAAAUUUCUGCCAAAAGGGGUCAUUUGAAUGGUAAUACCAUAGGAUUUCACACACAGAUUUAAAGGUUAGAUUGACGAAGAAUCUCUCUAUAACUUGGUCCAGAAAUGAAAGGGUUUGGAUGCCAUUUAUAUAAAGGGUCUGUGAUUAUAUAUCCUUCUUCCCCAAUCAUGUUUUCACCACAAGAUUAUUAACACUCUUAAUGACUGAUUUAAAGAGAUGAUUCCAAUAUUUAAUAUCCUUGACUGGUCUAUAGUUGCAGUGAUUUUGUUACAAAUUGUUAUGGUGAGUCUUGGGACUCAUCUUGUGAACAAACCGUGAGUUCCACCCCAGAACCAUUGAGUUCCAGUUCAAAACACAACAAGGCCUAAAUUGAAAAUGCUUGGGCCUUUAUGUGACCAGACAGAUAAAAGAUAAUUCUUUUGUAAAGCACAACAAAGACUAAAAGAAAUAUGCAUCGUUAAACAACAACCACAGAAAUCACACAAGCAGGGUAAUCUGCAAAAACAUCUUCAGAUCAAUUGAUCAAUCGAUCUUUGCAUCCUACGGGACGCAUGCCAUGAACUUUUGUGUGUCUUUGGAGAUAUUUUUUGCGUCAGGGACGCAGGACACAGAGGUAACGAAAUCACUGUAAUUGGUUAAUUAAAUGUUGUUCGUUUUAGCUUGUCGCGCUACAAACUCAAGUUCAGCCCAGAUAAGGUUGACACCAUGAUUGUGCAGGCCAUUUCUCUUCUUGAUGACCUGGACAAAGAGCUUAAUAACUACAUCAUGCGUUGUCGUGAGUGGUAUGGCUGGCAUUUCCCAGAGAUGGGCAAGAUAGUGACUGAUAAUUUGGCAUAUGCCAAGACUGUUAAGGCAAUGGGUAAGUAAAAAGGUCAGAAAAGCUCAAAUGUAUAAAUUGUUUCUUUUUUCUGUUUUAUAAGAUCUGGGAAUAGUAGUUUGGCAACAUUAAUUCAUGAGCCAGAACAUUUUGCCACAUGUUGUAUGAAUUAAGUUGCAGCCAGACAUGAGCCAUGACGGGGUUGAGUCUUGUGCCUGAUGUGGGCUUCAUUCUUCUUGUAGCUUGUAAUAAGCACUCAGGAUUAUUCCUACUUCUCAGCCUCCUAGCUAGAUGAGAUGCUUGUCAAUCACAGGUUUUCCCCCAGCCCAGCAGUAUCAUUUACCCCAUUUAAAAAAAAAAUGAGACAGAGUUUCUUGUCUAAAGAAACAAAGCAAUGUUGCAAGUCGUCAUCAUGUAAAGAAAGUUGUGUCCGAUGGCUUGUUGCUAGUGGAUUUCGCUGUCGGUGAUUGGGCCAGGCUGUCAGCAGUUGCAAGUGUCAUUUCCAUUUUGGAAAAGAACAGAAUAAUUUAUCAUCCAGCAGGAUUUGUGAUUACCAGCUGUGCUUGGUUUUCUUCUGUCUAGGUACCCGAUCAAACGCUGAACAAACAGAUUUGUCUGAGAUUCUUCCUGAGGAUGUGGAGGAGCAAGUGAAAGCUGCUGCAGAAAUUUCCAUGGGAACAGAGGUAACAUGUUAUUUCUGUGGCAAUGAUUUAUCCUUUGAUUAUAGAAUAAAUAAGUGUUCAACCAAAAAAAAAAAGAAGAUCUUUGGACUAGUUUCAUGUUUAAUUGCCAUUUUGAACCGUCUCAAUAGUAUCAUUUGGUUAUGAGACCAGUAAUUUACUAGCGAUCACAAUAAGAUUUCUAUAAUAUUAAUUAUUGUUCUGAUAUUUCUUUUCCUAUUUCAACUCACGGCACCAUAAAGCGCUCAGAACGAGUUAUUUAAUUAUAUAUUUAAUUAGCUAACAAAAGAGUAGAUGAAUGACCCAUUGUUACUAGUCGUAAAAACAUGGGCAGGCCAGUGAAAAUGGAGAUUUCAUAGCUCCAGCUACUUCUGCCUGGUUGAAUAACUUUUUUCAAUUUACGUUUUUCUUUCCGUCUGUUUUAGAUUUCAGAUGAAGACAUUAACAACAUUAUCUACCUUUGUGAUCAGGUAAUUUAUGUCAUGAAAUUUGGCCAUUUAUGUAUUGGUGAAUAAAUGAAGGUACUUCCUUUGCCCUACAAACGGCUAGUCCUUCGCGUGGCUCUGGUGACCACGUAAAAUGGCGGUCCCAUCUCCACAAGUACUUUCGUGCUAAAUAAAUUGACACUCAAAUAAAGUGCCAUUUUGUUGGUUUAGUCAAAAUGUGUAACCUGUGGCAUGUCUUUACGUGAAUAAAUGUCCGCUAAAGCCUCAAUCUUUCCUGUUUUUAGGUGAUUGAAAUCACUGAUUAUCGAGCACAGCUUUAUGAUUACCUCAAGAAUCGUAUGACAGCCAUUGCUCCAAACUUGACAGUUUUAGUUGGUGAACUUGUGGGAGCUCGACUUAUCGCCCAUGCAGGUAAGUUCUUAUGUUUCCAAACACAUUAACACCCUUUAAGUCCUAAGAAUGGCCAACAAAAAUUUUCUCCAAAAAAAUAUGAAAAUAUGAACAAUAGAAAAAGUUAUGAGAAUUAAUUAGUUGACCACUCAGGGGAACAUGCUUUUAUCUGUUAACAGAUUCUCUUAACCAAUAUGAAACAGUCACCUCAACCUGUCUUUUAAUGGGACGCGAGUGUCACUAAGCCUAGCCUUCGAAAACAUCCGUUUCUCCUCGCUCUUCGUCGAUGGGGACGUUUCGCGCGGAGGAACGAAACGUCCCCGGCGGCGAAGAGCGAGGAGAAACGGAUGUUUUCGCAGGCUACACUAAGCCCCGUGCUUCCUUUGCCACAUCAAAUGGGCAUUUGCAAGGAUCUCCUGACCUAAAAAUAUGAUUAAACCGAUCUUGUUCUACGGGUCUGAAAAAUGAAAAUGAACUUCAAGCCAACAGCAGGGCUUAGACAGAACAGAUACUAACUUACUCCGACAUGUCCAAAAUAUGCACUGGUCAGAGUACGCGUCGCGUGAGCAGAUUUAUGGCAAACUACCACCAUUCGUUCAAAAGUUGACAAAGUGCCGUCUCCAACUUAAUGCUCAAACUUCAACUGCACUUCAGCGGAAGUCUCAGAAGCGAAUUUCAAGACAAGCGCUUCUUUGUUUACCUUUUAUCGCUGGGAAUAUUAUUUCGCCUACGGCCGACAACCAAACGUUUUCCGUUUUCGUUUGAAAAGUGGGGAAUGAGCAGGAAAUUUUGUCGUUCGUUCACAGGAAGUUAUCCUGAGAAUCAUAAGUUUUACGCGCCCGUUCGGGCUCCUUGUUUGAAAUUUUGGGCGCCCGCGGGCUAAUCGUAAGCGCCUCUGGCGCGGACCGGGCAGCCUUGCGGACCAGAAUGCUUGGAGUAAGAUCAUUUCUCAGAGCAUGCAGACCAAUAGGGUCAAAUGAUGGUGACGAUGAAGAUGAUAAGGACCAAUUUAUAGCGAUUUCGUUGUAGAAAAUGGAGCGUUCCAUUUACCUUUGUGAAGGUGUUUCAAGACAUUAUGUAGGUUUUUUUAACGGAGAAUUUUGCCUAUAACCCUAAAAAACAUGUAUUGCUGGUGGUAUUUUUUGCCUUUUUGGUGGAUUUUGCUUUACUUUGAAAUCCACUCUGUUACACAACUGAAGUGAGUUGUGUUUUUUCUCACAGGGUCUCUGCUGAAUUUAGCCAAGCAUCCAUCAUCAACAGUUCAGAUACUGGGAGCAGAAAAGGCCUUAUUCAGGUUUGUAAAAGAGUGUUUGAUUUCAACGCAAAACGAGUACUGUAAAAGUUUAGGGAGGAGCGGUACGUAAGUUGUUUUUGCAUUGAACUAGCCACCGCAGUAGCUCCUGCAAAAAGUCUACGAUUCAAUAUUAAAAAUACAGUUGCCAUUAAGAGCCGGGAGCAGGGGAUUUCCCCCAGCUAUUAUGAAUGUGGUCUCCGGCUACUUUCAGUAGAAAAUAGAAGAAAAAUAGAACCAACUGUACGGAAAACUAAAGAAUGUGCUCAUCUAAUGCGUUUGAAACAGGGCACUCAAGACUAAACAUGACACCCCCAAGUAUGGCUUGAUAUUCCAUGCAUCUCUUGUUGGACAAAGUGCACCCAAGCAUAAAGGCAAGGUAUGUAUCAAUUUGAGUAGUAAAAUAAUAAAUGUCAUAAUCUUCGUAGGUUGUCAUUAACAGCGAGUUAUUUAAUAUUACCUUAAAUUGUGAAUGUUUUUGAUAAUCCGUACUUAAACUUUUAGAACUCACAUAUAUUAUAACAGACUUUUUUCCCGAAAAUAUUUUCAACUUACGAGCUAUGUUUUUCAGCCUGUUCGCAGUGGAUGUUUACCAAAUUUCGCGUCUUACUAUGUUAAAAGACCAUUGGUUUGUGUAGUGAUAUUUAUCAAUGUGGUGUAUUUGGAACUUUAUUUACAGAGGUCUCAGGCCUGCCAGUCAACAUGUGAUUAGUAAACUUUCUAGAGAAUUGUUCUAACUUUGCAUAUACUUUGAAUUUUCAAUUUGCGAAAAAUUCACAGAUCUCUCGAAUGCUUGCCGCGAAAACGUCUCUCGCUGCGCGAGUAGAUGCCCUUGGUGAAGACGCCGACACAGCUAUGGGUAUUGAAAACAGAGCCAAGCUUGAAAUGAGGUUGAAGUCACUAGAGGAGAAUCAGGUUUGAAUCUCUACUUGAGUUUGUAGGUUUAUUAGUCUGUCUUUUAAAGUGUGGAAGGCCAAAAACUCUGACGUCAUGGACUAGUGCUCAUCCGUGAUUUGAUUACAAGCUUUUAAAUGGCGGGAAUUUGUCCGAGAAAAUUGACUGGUAAUACAAUCGUUUCUCCAGCUAUUCGUUUUCAAUCAGAAUGGCUUACUUGGGUUGGUCGAAAUUAAUGCGAUAGCACUAGUAUGGUCGUAUCGCUUUUGAUGGGUUUUUAUUAACAUGAAAACGCAGGUUUUCGAAAUCACCUUGUUGCUAUGCCGGAACUGUCCUGGUCAGUGUAUUUUGGGCAAGGCUCGUCCCCGGUUUGCACUUUAAGCAGAUCUCCAGUGAUUUCUUUGUAAAGUUUGUAGACAAUGCUUACCCAUUGUCCAUUUUUGUUUAACCGCGACCAGGCGUUCUUUUUAUCGGGGGAGCGCGAAAGUUGGCCGACGGGCAAAGGGGUUAAAGAGGAACUUCCUUUGUCGCCCUCGCUACCCAAAGAAGAAAGGAAGAGGGAUUGCCUGAUUGUAGGUUAAUUUUUCUUCAGUCGAUCGGUGAUACUGAUACUCACCUCCUCAAGGAAGUCUAGUCCCUUUUCUGCCAUGCGCUUUCUUUCGCUCAACGUCGGACAUCGAUCACAGAUGGGGGAUAACUCCGGUUGAGCGUUCCUUGUUGUAACAAUUUCUGUUCUUGUGUUUUAAAGCUGCGAAGAAUCAGUGGAACAGGCAAAGCUAAAGCGAGAGUGGACAAAUACGAGAACAAAAGGUAGCCACGUCUAAGAAUCUGAACUAAAGCCACACCCCUCUUCCCUUGCGCGCACGCACGCGAUGAACGAGGUCGAUGCCUAGGAGGAGAACCUCACACAAACCACCGCAUUUUGUGGACUGGACACCUGUUACCAGACCUCCAAGACUGUCGCGCGAGCGAGCAUAUUAGAGAGCUUAAGAUUUGGGGACGAGAGCUAGUACGAGUACGAGAUUUAACUUAAAGUUUUUGCGCUUGUUCUCAAAAAAUAGACACCUCGAAAAGCUUUAUUUUACUUUUUUCACCAAAAAAGUUAGAACGGUUAUUUAUACUGAAGGAGGUUAAGCCCUCUCCCGAUAGCAAAAUGAUAAAACUUCUUACAUUUGAUAACUUGUUCCCGCCACUACGACAUUCUCGCUAAAACUUGUAGUAGAAUGACGACAGCUAUCACGUUUUCCCGCCAAAAUGUAGAGAUUAAGAUUCACGUUUACGCCAAACGGCAGACGUGAAUUAGACGUGAAUUGGGACCACGUGACCAAGUCUUUCCCUUAUUUUCCGUUUACUCUUUGUUGCUUCUACAGAGGAAUAAGUAGUUUUAUGCCAGUUUUAACCAUAGGAAUCGUUCGGGACUGUUUUGAUCUGCUUAUUUUCUAUUGUGAGAAAUUCUCAACAUGAGUCUGACGUUUGCCGUUUGCGGUAAACGUGAAUCUUAAUAGAGAGAUUAAGAUUCACGUUUACGCCAAACGGCAGACGUGAAUUUGUACCACGUGACCAAGUUUUCCCCUUAAUUUCCGUUUACUCUUUAUUGCUUUUAGGCAAAAAUAAGUAGUUUUAUGCCAGUUUUUACCAUAGGAAUCGUUAGGGACUGGUUUUAUCUGCUUAUUUUCUAUUGUGAGAAAUUCUCAACAUGAGUCUGACGUUUGCCGUUUGCGGUAAACGUGAAUCGUAAGAGAGAUUAAGAUUCACGUUUACGCCAAACGGCAAACGUGAAUUUGUACCACGUGACCAAGUUUUCACCUUAUUUUUCGUUUACUGUUUAUUGCUUCUACACAAAAAUAAGUAGUUUUAUGCCAGUUUUAUCCAAAAGAAUCGUUCUGGACUGUUUUUAUCUGCUUAUUUUCUAUUUUGAGGAAUUCUCAACUGACGUUUGCCGUUUGCCGUGUGCCGUAAACGUGAAUCUUAAUCUCUCUGUAAUCUCUCAAAUCUCUCUAAUGACGCUGGUUCACGCGUGAGUAACACGUUUUUUUUUAAUUUUUUAAUUUUUUUAUUUUAUUUUAUAAUCACACUUGGCAUUCACUUACAAUACAGCUACACGGUACUUACUUACAACAAGACUACAAAAUUUACUUACGUUACAGCUUUACUACUUACUUGUUUGCUACUUACUUACAUUAAAAUACCUAAAACUAGUUUACAACAAACAAAAGGACUACUAAAGACAAUAAAUAAAUGAAAAGAAAAGAAAAGAAAAGAAAGAGAAAGAGAGUCUGACGAGUCUGAAGAGUCUGACGUUUGCCGUUUGCGGUAAACGUGAAUCGUAAUCUCUCAAAUCUCUCUAAUGACGCUGGUUCACGCGUGAGUAAUACUUAGUAUUGAGAAAAUCUCGUACUCGUAGUUGUUCUCGUCCUCGAAUCUAAAGCUUUCUAUUGCUAACCUGGGUACCAAAGAUUUUAUUCUCGCGCGCGGCGCCGAAGGCUUUUCGUGCGCGUCACUUUACAAAAUUGACCGAAACUUGAAACCGCGCAUAAGAAGUCCCUGGAACCCAGGGUAGUAUAUUUCAAGCGCGCAAAUGGGGCGAAUUGGUGAGAGGGCGGCGUCUCUUUCCAGGUAGCCUGAGAUCAUGCCCUCUCCCUAUUAUCCCUUUAUGUCUCUCACGGGAAGAGGGCAUGAUACAUUUCUUUGUCGGAUCACAUGAAAAAAUGCCAGAAUCUGGACUUUUUUCUGAUUGGAUAGGAAACAAUGCGGAUGAUUUGCGCUGUUCCGAUUGGCCAAAAUGACGCCAUCCGUCAGUUGUUGUUGAUUUCAGUCUGCAUUUUUGCUUGCGUGAUAAGCAGUGAAUACACACGCGAGUUCGUUAUGAAAUUUCUGCCCGCUCAGUUUUCUUGAAUUUGAAGAAUGCCUAAAUAGAAGUUUCAUCCAUUGAAAUAUUUACCAUCUCAUCGUAUACCAAAACAGUUGCAGUCAAAACUUCACCGAUCAUUUGAAUGCAAUUUGAUACCGGCUACAAGUUACAGAAGCGACAAACGGGUUCACUUUUCAAAUAAUCAAUUCAUGAAUGGAAUCUUGACCUGGUUUGACUGUAUUUCCUCCUUCAGAAAUCACGCUGCGAAUUCUUCUGAGCGAUCUUCGCUUUCACAACACCUUUCAGUUCGUGAAAUAUGGUGCUUCAGCCUAAUUUUUUUUCCACUGCUUUCGUAGUAUAGAACGAAGUCAACGAGCUUUAACCAGUAAAUUCUUUAUUAUUUGUAGCUAUUCACAAAGGUACGACAGCUCCAGCUAGCAGUAUUUCAUCACAAAAACAACACAUUAAUUUUUUUUUUUUUUUUACGAAGCGCCAUCUGAACACGGACGUACUUAAAAAUUUUUUUUCCCCUAAAACUGAUUUCAAAUGAGACAUUAUUCGCGCCAAAAUUUGAUUCCCGUUUGGUAAACGCUUAUUGGCUAAAAACAUGACAGGUCAAGCAAACGUUAGAUUAUGUAAAUUAGGGGGCGGUUGACUGCUUGUUAAAUAAAUGUAUCAGGCGUUAUUUUUUUUCCCUCUCGAGCCAAAGAAGCAAAAAAAAAAAAAGACGCCUGAUCUCAGGUUACUUUCCAGGUGCCCCGUUUCUCGUAAGUCCCGAUAAUUUAUGGGCCAUGAAAGCUGUUGUUCUUUACGUUCAGGGUCGAGGUUUCAAUAGUUGUUCAGAUAAUAUGAUGAACUUCCAGUUAACAGAACACUUGGACUGCUACUAUAGUUAGGACCAGCGUUCUAUUUCUUUAGAUUUUGAUUUGAAUAUUUGGUGUCGUGCCCGAAAAGUUAAAAGUUACCCGAACUUUUGCGACUUUGUUCGAAGGAAUUGGGGAAAUAUCUAUCUAUUGAAAUUACUCCAGAAAAAGAAAGCUCUUGACUUGAGCUCCCCUCACCCCCACCCCCCAAAGGAAAAGACAUAAAAGAAGAGCCAAGCGUAAUGCGUUUUCCUUACCAGUAGCACUGUCGUUUCUUUUCCUUAGCGAGGUGAAGACGUACAAUCCUGCUGCGGACUCAACAAUUGAAACGCCUGGAAAGAAACGAAAGAGAAGCGAGCAAAAUGGAGAUUCGACGCCAGCUCCAAGUGUUCCGGAUACACCAGUCACCCCUGCCACUGAGGAAGGUCUGUGUACAAUAAUAAAGCAAUUCCGUCCCCAGAUUCGCAAUCCUUUUGGCCAGCGGCACGGAUCGCCUUAGCUGGGAGCAGAAUUUCGCGCAAGCGCAGUAGUUUGACAUUUUCGCACCGGUGUUUCACAUGUCCGAGACUGCAAAGAAAGCGGAAGUCUAUGAUUUGAGACUUCCGGCUUCGGAUCAGCCAGAGCUUUUGAUCCAUGGUGCUGGGCAAAAGGAUCGCAGUAACUGUUAGGACGGGAAUGACAAUAAGCGAGUUUCGCAGUCAUGCGUAGCCUGAGAAAACAGUCGACAUUUCCCGACGUCUGACAAACCAGCGCAGAAAUCAUGCUGAUGAGAUUUGGGUAGCUAGUGCUUCUGAUUGGUCGUGCUGCGUGGGAAAUUUACCUCAGAGGUCAUUUCGCGGGGAAGCCAGUGGUGGCGUCGCGAAAACUCAGCUGUUUACUCAGGCUAUCAUGCGCAGGACUCAAACAUCUGCAUUUUUGUAGGCCUAGAUACAAAUGUCUUGAAAAACAACCGUAAUUUGUUCACGGAAAUUCUGAAAUUCUUCAUGAAAUUUCGUGAGUUUCGGCUUUGUUUUGGGUUUGCUUUCUCGCGUUUGGAUAAGAAAUGGAAAUGGUUUCUUACUGCAGAUGAUGGGGAAACUCCUGCUAAGAAACACAAAAAAGAGAAGAAGAAGAAGAAAGAAAAGGAAGCCACAAAACAGCCUGAUGAACACGACGAAGAGGAAAUGGAAACAUCAGCAACUGUGGUGAGAACACCUACCUGCCCUGUUGUUUAGUCGAUUCUCCCAAUUUUUGGUGCAUCAGUGUGUUUAGUAUUCCAGCUCUAUAUACCCUUCGUUACCAUUUUCAGCUAGACCAUAAUGUACCUUGUUUAUCCCUCCCCACCCCCCUGCCGCAAAAAAAUUAAAUUAAAUUAAAUUAAAUUAUAAAUUUCAUAACCAUUGACCACUCCAGAAAAUACCAUAACAUACUAUAACGCUCUUUGUUUGUCACCCCAAAAUUUUGCAUAAGCAUUGUUUUCACUUUCUCUUGGGGCCAUUUUAAGUCCCAAGAGAAAUUGAAGACAAUGCUUAUGGAAAAUUUUGGGGUGACAAACAAAGAGCGUUAUAGUAUGUUAUGGUAUUUUCUGGAGUGGUCAAUUUUCCGAUUUCUCUUGGGACGACUGUAAUACUCAGGAGAAAUUGGAAACGAUGGUUAUGCAAGAUUUUUGAGGGUAAACAAGGUGCAUCAUGAUCUAUGUAAAAAUGGUGAACGCAGAAGAAGCUAGGAAUGUCACGUUUUAAUCUCUUACCGAAAUCUCCUGUGGACGAAGACGGCUUCGUUAACAAGAGGUCUGGGUACGAGAUUGGAAACGUUAUUCAGUCCAUAGAUCUCUCUCGUAGAAGGAAAAGCGAUCGCAGUUUUCAUAGCUACAACUGUUUCAGUAAACUUUCUCGGAUUAUAAGGUGACAGUAAUCCUUUGUCUUAAAUGUGCGGUUGUCAGUGCCAUAGAAUGGAAUAAAUAGACACAAAUGUUUACCUUUGUGAUUUUGUGAUAGUGGAAUUGCUGUAUGGCCUGUUUGGGUACAUUUUCGCGACAUCGCCCUUAUUUAUAAAUGAUCUCUUUCCGACGGUUUUCCGACAGUCGAAUCUUUCGUAAAAAGCCACUCGAAAUGCGAAGCUAAUUUAGGGGUCGCUUAAGGCAACCUGGUCACAAUGGGUCUCUGCCGGGUAGAGGUCUCGACACAUCUACUUUUCUUAGUUACGAUGCGUGCAGUUUCGUUGCCAUCACCAAAAAGUUCUUUGUAUGAUCUCAGAAGCGUAGUACAUACAGCGAAAAUAGAGAUGAUCAGAGCAUGCGUCAAGUGGUCGCUUACAGGAAGUUAAAAACAAUCAGGGUUCUCAAUAGAUUUUUAAGUAGGAGGUGGUCACUGAUAAAGUAGGAGGCUCUUCAGCAAAGCCAGAGGUGUCAAAACAAAGCAAAGAAAAGCGACUUAAACACAAAGUAAGCGGCUAUAAAUCCCAAAGUAAGCGGCGAUCAAUCGCCGGGUGCCGCCUUCUAUUGAGAACCCUGAACAAUAGAAAGUUGAAAAACAGUUACGCCCAAAAGUGGUCGCGGUCGCUUAACCCUUUAAACCUCAACAUCAAAAUUCAAAUUCUCAUUUGUUAUCCCCAUACGUUUUCAAUAGAAGUAGUGGGGAGAAACUGGUAAAAUUUCAAGCAAAUCAUGUCCUCAAUUCUCAUGACCACUGUGUUUUAUAAAGCAGUGAUAUUACAAGGAGAAAUUUGAUCACUCUUAGGCCGUAAAGGGUUAAGGGAGGUGAUCUUUUCACGAAGAGAGGUUGCAACUGGCUUUGACCGGAAACACCGUUGGUGUUUUGUUUAGGUGGUCGCACAUGGAGGUUCAACUGAAGCUGUGUUAUAGUAACGAAACGAUUCAAGAGCAAAAAUGUUUUGUUGUUAAUUGUUGUUGAAUUCACUCGCGGUGUUUUUUACGUACACUCCUCUAACUCGUUGAUUAUAAAUGACUUUACUUAGUAAAUAAUGAGAAAAAAACACUGGAUUCGAAUGAAAUAUCAAUUUAUUGUGAAACAAGGAAAUACUUUUUGUUUUGUUUGUUUUUGACAGACGCAGAAAAGCGAAGAAAAAAAGAAAAAGAAGAAGAAGAAGAAGGAAAGGAAAGAGGAAGAUUCUGACUAA
Messenger RNA from Porites lobata, 15545 nucleotides. Lineage: Eukaryota; Metazoa; Cnidaria; Anthozoa; Scleractinia; Poritidae. The record is from the annotation of a GenBank genome assembly.